Messenger RNA from Anthonomus grandis grandis, 3995 nucleotides. RefSeq lists its product as uncharacterized. Bases 66 to 3929 code for a protein of 1287 amino acids. Lineage: Eukaryota; Metazoa; Arthropoda; Insecta; Coleoptera; Curculionidae. The record is from RefSeq and is a predicted model, not a curated record. The transcript is spliced from 11 exons.
ACCUCCUAGUACUGACGCUUGUCAUUUUAACUUCAGAUAAAAAUUCAUAAAAACUAUUAUCCACCAUGACUAACCCAGAUAUAGAGUGCUUGCCCACUGAUUUUGUAGGCAUUUCGCGACCAUCCAAGCGGCUAGAAGCAUUGUACCAGAAAAAAGAGCGAGAGCAAGUAGAAGCAAUCAAAGAAUUAGAAGACAAAAAACUGGAAAUUUGUAAGCGUUACGAGAAAUUAAUUGAAAAGCGUUCAGAACAAAUAAGCCGCAACUUAGAGGAGAUGAGAACGACUCUAAAGGAUGAAAUGUAUAACUUUAAAAUAGAAAUGUUUAGAGAUCAGGCAAGUAUUGAUAAAUAUGAAUUUAAGAAGAUCUAUAAGAAAGUCUUGCUGCAAGCUGAACAGCAUCAUUCUCUGAUUGAAACGUUUUAUAAAGACUUAUGCGAAAUGGAAAAAAACAAGUCAAAGGAACUGACUAUUGCCUUGAAAUUCACUUAUAAUGCAAUUAAAAGCAUUUCUUUAAAACUCCCCAAGGAAAAUGAUGAAUGGGUUGAGUUAGAAAUUGAGAAGCUGAAUCAAACAAUUCUGUGUAAUAAUAGGAACUACUUGGAACUAAAAACUCAGUUUCAAACGGCAGUUCAAAAUGAUACAAAAUUAAAAAUUUCAGAUUUACAAAACAUUAAAGAGAACUGGAUUAAGAUAUCCAAAGAAAGAAGCCAACAAGCUGCAGAUGACUUAAAAGAAAAAUAUGUUUCAGAAAUGACAAAAAUGGCAGAUAAACUAAAAACUGAAACUAUGGACAAGAUGCUAAACGUUUUGCCGAGUGUUGCAUCAUUACCAAACCGUCAAAAUCCUGAAGAAUGGUUGGAGAAUAUUAGAUUAACAUUAGCUACCCUGGAUCAGAAGUCUCAGAAAAUAAUGAUGAGCUACAAGCAGGCAGCUGUGGUUAUAUAUAACAGAUUCUUUCAGGAGUUGAAAGUACUUAAGGAAACGUUAGACGAAAUUGGAGAGGGAGAACAAAUUAGUAAAGGCCAAGCAUCAAUGUACACUCCAGAUUUAGAUGAAAUUCGGUUAAAUUAUGGAGAUGAUUUGGAGAGAAUAAAAGUUGUCUGGGAUGAAGUGGUAGAACAAAUAUCAAAAACAGUGGAUAAUACACACGACUUUUUGGUUGCUGCAACAUCUCUAUGGGAGGAUCACUUUUGUAGAACCAAAGUUUUGCAAAUUAUUGUAUUAAAAGAUAUAGAGAAUACCGUUAAAAAGCACAAUACUUUAUCUGAGCUCUGUGAGACAAAAGUAAAUAUUCUUAUUGACACUUUAAGACAAGAACCAUCAAAGGAAAAACUUAAGAAAACAUUAGAAGAUCUUAAAAAGUCUUUAUCAUCUAUUGAAGUCCUUUACAAAACUCAAUAUCAAGCAGAGGUCAAUGUUCUGAAGAAGUUUAACAGUAUGCAAGAGCUAAAGGCUGAUAUUUUAGUUGCAGAAAUUAAGAGAUUUUUGGAGGUGUAUCCUCCUGAUAUGGAGAAGGAUCCAAAGAUUCAGCGAAAACGUGCCAGCCAAACAAGUGAAACUACAAACUCCACUGACAAUCUGAUUCCAAACCAACUUAUCUAUUGUAAAUUUCAAAUCGGAGCUGUCAGUAACUGGCAAUUUGGUCUUUGGGAGUGUAUAGGCAAUUACAUGACUAAUGCCAAAGCAGACAUAUUGGCAGAAACUGAUAAGUGGAUUCAAACUCAUAUAAAUUAUAUUGACACUCGCUUGAAGAUAAGGAUGGCAAUCCACGAUCAACGGUUAGAAAAAAUAAUGGCAUUUAUUUAUCAACAAAGACUAGACGAACUUUGCCUGCAUCAGAAGCGGUUUGAAGAACAUAAAAUAGCCGUGGAGAAAAGAACUAUUGAGUUAAAAGACGAAUAUAAGUUGUAUCAGGAUAAAUAUCGAGACAUAGUGAACAAAUUUAAAGAAGAAAGCACAGAUGUGGAAUUAAAAUGUGUAGAUUCCAAAAAUUCUUAUGAAGUGGCUACUAUGAAGCCUCUACUAAACAAUAAAAUGGACCAGUGCAUACAAAAAUUUGACAAUCUAAACAAUGAAUAUUUGGAAAAGUGUCAACAUUUUUUAAAUUCAGUAAAGGCUUCACACAUCAUAUUUGCCAAAAACAUGAAGCUCUUUUCGGAACAAGGCAAUUUCUCAGUUAUUGAAAUUAAAGAUGUUUUAAAAAAUAUGGAAAAAAUCGAGGCACAAGUGGAAAAGACUAUAGUUACCAUCAACAAAGAAAUUGAAGAAUGCAAAUGUGAAAAAUUACAGCAGAUAAAAAACAAAUUCGACGAAGUAUAUUACAGUAUAAACAAAAUACUUGAGGAGUACAAAUUUGUUGGAGAUCUGGAUGAAAUGCAAAAAAAAUUAAAAUAUGAUCUCUCUAAGCAAGUGUGUACAUUUCAAUAUAAGUUAAAGUCAAUUAUUACUCAGUAUAAAAAGACUAAAAAGGAGAUUCUGGCCAAUGUUGGAAGUUUCCAUUAUUUUAAGACGUUUGUUGAAGCCAUUGAAGAUAUAAUAAAAAAACUGCGAUUACUCAGUGAUUUUCUAGAUCUACCUGAACCUGUGGUAUUUUAUUCUGAUAAAAGUUCAUCCACCUCAACAGAUCGGAGUAUCAAACCACGCCAGAGCUCAAUGGGGCGAGGACCGCAAUAUAUUGAAAAUUAUGCCAACAAAUUGGAAUCACAGAUAUUCAAUUUCAAUCUCGAUUCACAAACAAGUUCGUAUUUCAACAAGUUAAAUCAAAUACUAAAAGAAUAUUGGAACAAUGUUAUCAACUGCACAAAGACAUUUUUUGUUCACCUACCCAGAUGUAUUUAUUUGGAAGACAAAGUUUUUAGUGGUCCUGUGGCACUGAUGAAAGACCUCCAUAGCAAAAUGUUAGACUACCAAAGCCAGUGUGAAACGCGAAUUAUGCAAGACACAAAGGAAUACUUAUUUUUCACAAUAACAUUCAUCAUUUUUUUGCAAGAUUACUUAGACAUGUAUCCAGAAGAAUACUCCCGAAAAUUUCUGAAACAUUUUGAGAAUGUUUUUGAAAAUGAAAUCAAGAGGGAUUUGCAAAAGCAUAAGGAGGAUAUACGAGACAAAUUUGAGGAUUUGCAAAAAAAAUUGAAGACAUGGUAUGGACAUCCUCAACAUAGAGGAAUUUUGGAAAAACUUCAAAUUGAGGCAGAAAUUCUGACCAGUGAAGCCAAGGAAACGUGUGAAGAUAUUAAAUAUCCAUACUUGGCAAAACUGGAACAGGAGUAUAAUAGGGCAAUACUCGAGUAUAACGACCUAAAAGAAAAUCUUGUUCCAGUUCUUGAUAUGACAGAACAUUUUCAAAGGGAGAUCUUAGAGCUUACAAGGAAACUAAAUGACAAAGUGACUAUCUUAAGAAACUUGGUUGGAUCUGAAGACCAGUUAACAUCAGAUCACAUGUCAAAAAAAAGUUCCAAAAAUGACAUAGUUUUAAGCAACUGCAAGUCUUUUUUAACAAUUUUUGAUUCCUCUACUCUGCCUCAAAUUGGGGGUAGCUGUGUUCCAACAUUAGCAGAGUUUUCUACUUUAACUGAAAUGAUUAAUCAUUCUUGGUAUGAACCUUCCCCAUCACAUGAGACAGUCAAUGAUAAAUCGCUAUUGUCUUUAACAAAAUCUGGAGAAAAUUGUACAGAUGAAGGUAACUUAGCCUCAAGUUACAUGGAGACCAGUUAUGUGGAAACAAAUGACAAAAUUGAUAAUUUUUUUAACAUUUUGAAACAAAACUACAUAAAAUACUGUCGUCAAAUAAAUAUGCAGAAUGUAGAGCAAACCGUUGUAGACAUGAAAAAUGACUGGCAAAUGGCUGUAAAUAGGGUGUUGGCGUUGUAUGCAGUAAAGUAUGAUGUACCCUCCAAUGGGCCCAGGAAGAGUCACAAAAUGAGCAAGUGAAUUUUUGGUUCACAUGUACAUCUAGUUAUAUUUUAUAUUUGUUUACAAUAAAAUACAAAAAACUUA